UUGACAUCAUAUUUCUGUCAAACUCUUUUUCCUAUCUGUCAAAUUUUCAAGUUGAACGUAAACCAAAAUUAAUAAAAAAAAUAGAUAAUUAUAUCCAUGUAUAGCUCCUCAAAAAUGGCCGAAAGAAAACGCCAGAACAUCACCGUUCCAGUACAGAUGACGGAAUUGUCGAUUUUCGACAACGCAUUCGCCCUAAUGAAGGAGAAAUUCGCUGAUGAAAUGAGGAAAAUUGAAGAAGAAAUGAACAAAUUCAGCAAAGACCUUCUCAGUCUAACGGGCCAGAACUCGACCCUGCAAGCGGGACCUCUGGCGAAGAAUAACAAGUACAUCCCGUACCCAAUCACCGACCUGGACCCUCUUGCCAACUCCCCCCUGGUCCAGGGGGAGGGGGAGAGAAAGGAGCUAAAGCUGCAGUUUGAUGUUAGCCAGUUUGAUCCUUCUGAAGUUAAAGUAGAAAUCCUCGACGAUAAGCUGAUAGUGUCAGCAACUCACGAGGAGAAGACAGACAACAGCCUCAACUUCAGGGAGUAUAACCGGGAAUUCCAGCUGCCAGCCGGGAUCGAUCCAGAGGAUAUAGAGUCUGGUCUCUCGCGGGAUGGGGUGCUGACAGUCCACGUGCCCUUGCCGAGGCCCAAGAACAUCAUGGUGGAGGAAAACGAUUCGAUGCAGAGGUUUCCCCCGCUAUAAAAUAUUACAAUUUGACAGAAAUUUAUGAUACAUUUUUUAGAAUAUAUUAAAAUGUCUC
Messenger RNA from Manduca sexta (tobacco hornworm), 745 nucleotides. RefSeq names its product protein lethal(2)essential for life. Gene Ontology annotation, biological process: response to heat; protein refolding. Gene Ontology annotation, molecular function: protein folding chaperone. Bases 97 to 687 code for a protein of 196 amino acids. NCBI's taxonomy places the organism in Eukaryota, Metazoa, Arthropoda, Insecta, Lepidoptera, Sphingidae. The transcript has 3 exons. The record is from RefSeq and is a predicted model, not a curated record.